AUGCAUGAAGGAACUAAAACUGUGAAAAUUUCUAAGUUGCAAAUGCUGGCCUCAAGGUUUGAAGAAAUCAGGAUGAAGGAUGAUGAAUCUUUCGAUGAGUUUUAUGCCAAAUUGAAUGGUAUUGUUAACUCUAGUUUCAAUCUAAGUGAGAGGAUUCUCGAGCCCAAAAUUGUGAGGAAGGUUCUUAGAUCCUUGCUUGAGAUAUUUAUACCUAAAGUUACAGCUAUUGAAAAAAGCAAGGAUUUGGAUACAAUUAAGAUAGAAGAACUCGUAGGAUCCCUUCAAACCUAUGAACUCACCAUUUCACAACCGAGGAAAAACAAGUCCAUAGCCUUGAACACUGUUUGGGAAGGAAAGUUUGAGUCAUCUAACGUGGAAACUCUUAGAGACGAGGAGAUUGCCUACUUUGUGAAACAAUUCCAGAAAGUCUUAAAGGACAAAAAAUGGCCUCAAGAGAAAAUGAGAGGAGCCCUUAGUAAAUUGCAAAGAGAGAAGGAUGAUAAAUCAACUGCAAAGAACCCUGGGAGUAGCAAGGCAUUAGCUGUGUCCUUGACUGAUGAUGAUUCUAAUUCAAGUGAACAAAAUGAUUCCUUAAGCAAUGAGGAGGAAAAGGGCUGUAUGGCUUUUGUAUCUACUGUCAAGAUCGAGUCAGACAAGGAGAGUGAGAAGGUUGAGCAGGAAGUGGAGAGUAACAAGUUCGGUGAUGAUUCGGAGGAUGAGACGGAUAUACAUGAGGCUUAUCAACUUCUGUUCAAGGAAAGUUUCAUGAUCGAAAAGGUAAAUAAAGCUCUAUUUAAGAAAGUAGACGAGCUUGAGAGAGAGAAGGAGAAAAUCACUUAUGAUCUUCAAGUCUCAUCUAAGAAUCUCAAUGAGUUGAAGUGUGUCAAUGAGAAAUUGGAGGAUAAGGUCAAGACAUUGACUUGUGAAUUAGAGAAAUCUAGCACUCAACCACAGUCAUUUGUGAGUGGAACUAAGAAACUAGACGAUCUGAUAGGAAUGAACAAACCAGCUGGAAAUAGGCAAGGUCUAGGAUUUGUUAAGAGUGAUAACAAUGUGUCUAGUUUAUCCAAGACCACAUUUGUCCCCAUUUCCAACAGAUCUAAUGUUUCAACAAAUCCAGAAUCCAAAGAUAAAAAUUUCACUAGACUGAAGGCCACUAGAGCUCAUAAGAUUUUUACACCUAAUUUUCAUGAUCAACACUCACGUGCAUCUGAAUCUAGGUUCAUACCUACUUGUCAUCACUGUGGUGCCUUAGGCCACACGAGACCUAGGUGUCGAAAGCUAGCAAAUAGGAAUCGAAGUCAGGAUAUCCCUCGUCAAGUGAACUUCCUUUCAAAUCAGGUUAGUUACUUAACUGAGAUGGUAACGAGGUUGACUAGGAUCACCUCGACCUCGAGAAAAGUUUGGGUAAAUAAAUCUAAUGUGGGUGAGUAUAUUGAGAAUCUAAAAUGUUUUGUUGCUCAUGUUACAUAUAAGGAUCAAAAUACAUGCAUGUGGUAUCUUGAUAGUGCUUGUUCUAGACACAUGUGUGGUAACAAGGCCUUAUUCUCUACCUUUGAUGACUGCAACGGCAGUGUAGUUACCUUUAGGGAUGGAGCUACGGCACCCAUCCGAGGUAAAGGCUCCAUCACCAUUGUUGGACUUUCUACAAUAUCCAAUUUACUUUAUGUAAAGGGUCUUAAGUCCAACUUAUUGAGCAUUAGUCAAAUCUGUGAUGUUGACUUUGAAGUGAGUUUUGUCCAAAAGAGAUGCACUGUUUAUGACGCUUCUGGUGGUGUUGUUCUUGAAGGUGUUAGAACUUUUGAUAACUGUAAUGGAGUUCUUCUAAAUUUGAACUAUGUAUGCAGUAGUACUAAAAUUGAUACGUCUGAACUUUGGCAUCAAAGGCUCGAUCAUGUUAACUACAGAAGUCUGUCUAAAUUGGUCAAAAAGAAGAUUGUCGAUGGUUUACCUAAGAUUGAUCAAAGUGAGAAUGCUGUGUGCAAGCCGUGUCAAUAA
This is a messenger RNA of Olea europaea var. sylvestris, 1998 nucleotides long. RefSeq lists its product as uncharacterized. The transcript has 2 exons. Bases 1 to 1998 code for a protein of 665 amino acids. NCBI's taxonomy places the organism in Eukaryota, Viridiplantae, Streptophyta, Magnoliopsida, Lamiales, Oleaceae. The record is from RefSeq and is a predicted model, not a curated record.